CGGACAACGUUUACAAAUUUUCUAGUUCCAUCGGGUGUCGGUGGGACUCACUGAACGUUCAAGAUUACGUCGAUCUCUAUGAACCCUUGGAAUCAUCCCAGAUGGGGUGAGGAAUCCAAAGGUCAGCAACAACUGCAUCUGAUGCAUCAACUGCAUUCCUUGCACCCUUUGCAUCCUGUUUCUCAAGCACAGACCAUGCAACUGAUACAACCACAGCAGGGCCAAGCGAAUGCUCUGAAGCUGGGUAAUAGAUCUCAACCACAACCGCUGAUGGUUCCUCUCCAUACAUACCCAUAUUAUCCUAUUUCGGAGUUUCCGAAUCAACAACCUCCACCACCCACCCAUACUUAUCAUGACGAUUCGGUCGAUCCGAUUCCAACUUUUAUUGGACAACAGACCCAACCACCACCAGUGGCUUCAUACGUGACUUCUCAUCAGCCCGUUCUUGACCAGGACCACCGAGACCAAUGGGCCCAACAACAACAACAACAACAACAAAUUUUAGGGUCUGGGGUACGACAUCAACAAUUGUCAACCUUUAUAUAUCCUCCUGGGGAUAUUAAAAUGGAUCAUAAUGAGAUGAUUCCUCAGUAUGGAGGAAGAAAUUACUCGGUGUCAAGUUCUACAUCUUCAACUUCGUCACAAAAAACAAGUAAAUCUGGUUCAAAAUCUGGUGGAUCUGGGGGCAAAGCCAUAACCAAAAGAUCUAGAAUGGGGUGUCUUACAUGUCGUCAACGGAAGAAAAGAUGUUGUGAAACUAAACCCCGGUGUACCGAAUGUUGUAGAUUAGGGUUGAAUUGUGUUUGGCCCAAGCCUGGUACAGAACAUAAGAAUAAACCUAAGGAUACAAAAAAUGAAGAGAACACCAUCGAUCAUGACGUUUAUGGCAAAAUCAAAGUUUUGAGAGGAAUUGUUGAGUACAAGAGUUGAUUGUGGGAACUUUUCUAUAGGGGGGCUUGUUGGACGUGCUACUGGGUCCUUAUUGAAGUAAAUGGGGGAAGCCACUGCGUGGUUCCUUACUCCUCUUUGAGGAGAUCUUCCCCCUCAAGUACUUUUUUAGAACAAACAGGAAUGGUGACGGGCUAGUGGACCUGGUCAGUAUUGUUUUUGUAACCCUCUUUAAAUUUAGUUUUUUUUUCUCGAAAAUUAAGGGGGUAAAGGAGAAUGGGGGAAGGGUCUACAAAGAUGAAUGACGAAUUAAUGAAGAGAAUAACCAGGAAGAAAAGAAGAGACCAAAAUGUUUUUACAUAAACAAUGAUAGUAA
This is a messenger RNA of [Candida] anglica, 1264 nucleotides long. The record is from the annotation of a GenBank genome assembly. NCBI's taxonomy places the organism in Eukaryota, Fungi, Ascomycota, Pichiomycetes, Serinales, Debaryomycetaceae.